Stegodyphus dumicola is the source of this 1207-nucleotide messenger RNA. RefSeq names its product bifunctional purine biosynthesis protein ATIC. Gene Ontology annotation, biological process: 'de novo' IMP biosynthetic process. NCBI's taxonomy places the organism in Eukaryota, Metazoa, Arthropoda, Arachnida, Araneae, Eresidae. Gene Ontology annotation, cellular component: cytosol. Gene Ontology annotation, molecular function: phosphoribosylaminoimidazolecarboxamide formyltransferase activity; IMP cyclohydrolase activity. The record is from RefSeq and is a predicted model, not a curated record.
UCUGUUAUCUCAAGACGUCUUCAAGAUUUCGACACUUUUAGUCUGUCAAGAAUUGUGUUGCUAUCCAGGCAAUUUCUUUUGCUGAAUUCAUAGCUGAAAGCAAUACCAUCGGCAGAAAUUCGAUUGAACUUAGAUUAUGGCAUCUUCAAAUCAUAUCGCAAUAUUAAGUGUUUCUGACAAAACUGGACUUAUUCCUUUUGCUAAAAAAUUGGCACAAGUUGGCUUAAAAUUAGUUGCAUCUGGUGGGACUGCAAAGGCAUUAAGAGAUGCUGGAUUAGAAAUCAGAGAUGUUUCUGAAUUAACUGGGGCACCAGAGAUGCUUGGUGGUAGAGUUAAAACUCUGCAUCCUGCUGUACAUGCUGGUAUAUUGUCUACCAAGUCCGAAAAGGAUAGAGCAGAUAUGAUCAAACGAGGAUAUGAUUUUGUGAGUGUCGUCGUGUGUAAUCUAUAUCCUUUUGUUGAUACUGUUUCCAAACCUAACGUAACCGUUGCAGAUGCUGUUGAGAAUAUUGAUAUAGGUGGUGUUACAUUACUAAGAGCUGCUGCCAAAAAUCAUGAUCGUGUUGUCAUUGUUUGUGAUCCAUCAGAUUAUUCAUUGAUUACAAAUAUUUUAGAGAGUGGAAAUCAAAACUCUUAUGAUGUUUUAUUAGGGGAAUCAAGUUUAGAUCUGAGGAGACGCCUUGCUCUUAAAGCUUUCAAUCAUACUGCAGAAUAUGAUACUGCCAUCUCCGAUUACUUUCGAAAAGAGUUCAGCCAGGGAAUUUCUCAGAUGCCUCUGAGGUAUGGAAUGAAUCCGCAUCAAAAACCUGCACAAAUUUACACAACCAGGGACCAGUUGCCGUUCAAAGUGCUUAAUGGAUCGCCAGGAUUUAUCAACUUCUGUGAUGCUCUGAAUGCUUGGCAGCUCGUUUCUGAACUCAAGCAAGGUUUGGGAAUGCCCGCUGCUGCAUCUUUCAAGCAUGUGAGUCCCGCAGGAGCUGCUGUGGCAGUGCCACUCUCAUAUGAAGAGGCAAAAGUGUGCAUGGUUGAUGAUUUGUAUAAAGACUUGACUCCAUUAGCAACUGCAUAUGCUAGGGCCAGAGGUGCUGAUCGAAUGUCAUCCUUUGGGGACCUUGUAGCUCUUUCUGAUCCUUGUGAUGCAGCCACUGCAAGAAUCAUAUCUAGAGAAGUUAGUUUUUCUUCUGUAAUUUAAAGCAUAAUAUUAAAA